Molecule: messenger RNA, 1374 nt
Organism: Arachis duranensis
Lineage: Eukaryota; Viridiplantae; Streptophyta; Magnoliopsida; Fabales; Fabaceae
Product: metalloendoproteinase 2-MMP
Exons: 1
Coding region: 62-1183 (373 amino acids)
Biological process (GO): proteolysis; extracellular matrix organization; collagen catabolic process
Cellular component (GO): extracellular matrix
Molecular function (GO): zinc ion binding; metalloendopeptidase activity
Source: RefSeq, a predicted model, not a curated record
ACUAUAUCUUCACAUUACACUAACUCCAUUUUCAUUUUCUCACUAAUUACCUAACACUAAAAUGAACAAUCAACACAUCUUCUUUUCUUUAUUAAUCACUCUCUUUUUCCAUAACACUCACUUUCCAGUCUCGGCUCGUAUGUUCCCAGAUCCAUCAUCUAUUCCGGGGUGGCUCUCCAGCCACGCGCCGCCUGGCGUUUGGGACUCGUACCGGAACUUCACCGGCUGCCAGCGUGGCAAAACAUACGAAGGCCUAUCCAAAAUCAAAGACUACUUCCACCACUUCGGGUACAUCCCCAACGCACCGCCGUCCAACUUCACUGACGACUUCGACGAGGCGCUGGAGGCUGCCGUCAAAAUCUACCAGAAGAAUUUCAACCUCAACGUCACCGGCGAGCUCGACGACGCAACUCUUAGCCAGAUCGUCCGGCCACGGUGCGGCAUCGCCGACAUCAUCAACGGCACGACGGCAAUGAACUCGGGCAAGUCCGACACCAACACGACCGCCACAAGCAGCACGAAGCUGAAAUUCCACACCGUCGGACACUACACGUUCUUCGACGGGAAGCCGCGGUGGCCGGAGGGAACGACGGAACUGACCUACGCGUUCGAUCCAGGCAACAACCUCGAAGACGUUGUUAAGAACGUUUUCGCCAGAGCAUUUUCGCGUUGGUCGGAGGUAACGACAAUAAACUUCAAUGAAACGACGUCGUUUUCAGACGCCGACGUGAAGAUAGGGUUUUACACGGGGAACCACGGAGACGGAGAACCGUUCGACGGCGUUCUUGGAACUUUGGCGCACGCGUUCUCUCCAACGGACGGGAGGUUCCACCUUGACGGUGCGGAGGACUGGGUUGCCUCCGGCGAUGUGACGACGGCGUCGCUGUCGACGGCGGUGGAUCUUGAAUCUGUUGCGGUGCAUGAAAUAGGGCACUUGUUAGGGUUGGGUCACACUUCUGUGAAAGAAGCUAUAAUGUACCCUACGAUAACUGCGAAAACGAGGAAGGUGGAGCUUAAGGAUGAUGACAUUGCUGGUGUUCAGAACCUUUAUGGUUCAAAUCCUCACUAUACUGGUACGACUACCAUUUCUUCGCGUGAGACCAGCAAUGGCGGAAUGCACGUGGGGUCCAUGUGGGGUUUGGUGAUUCUAUUGGUCGUUGGGGUUGCACAUUUGGUUUUGUAAUUUGUAGACACACCUAUUUUUGUAUUUUUAUUUUUAAAUUAGUUAGGUAGGUGUAGCCGUGUAGGGUAGAGUUUAAGUAUUUAACUAUUUAUACGGGUAUACAGAUUCGCAUACAGUUUUUUUUUUUUGCUGGUAUACACAGACUAUACUUGCCUUUGUAUGAUUGACAUAUACUCCACAUUCUUUGUGUG